Messenger RNA from Orycteropus afer afer, 1260 nucleotides. RefSeq names its product ribosomal protein S6 kinase related (gene RSKR). Gene Ontology annotation, biological process: protein phosphorylation. Bases 1 to 1260 code for a protein of 419 amino acids. NCBI's taxonomy places the organism in Eukaryota, Metazoa, Chordata, Mammalia, Tubulidentata, Orycteropodidae. Gene Ontology annotation, molecular function: protein serine/threonine kinase activity; ATP binding. The transcript has 12 exons. The record is from RefSeq and is a predicted model, not a curated record.
AUGGGAGCAGUGAGCUGUCGGCAGGGGCAACAUGCCCGGGUGGCUGCUCCUCAAAAGGGUGGCAAUAUCCAGGGACCAUGGACCAGAGGCUGGAAGAACUUUUGGUCAGGUUUGGGGACAACCAGGUCAAGUCUGGAAGAGAUGUGGGGACUACGGGGGCGUCAGUGCCUACCCUGUGAGCCCCUGGAGCCAGCUCCAAUGGUAGUAGAAAAGCCUCUGUCUGAGUGGCCUCUGCCUCAGUUCAUCAACCUCUUUCUGCCAGAAUUUCCCAUUAAGCCCCUUAACAGACAGCAGCAGUUGAAGAUUUUAGGCCUUGUGGCCAAAGGAUCCUUUGGAACUGUCUUCAAGGUGUUGGAUUGUGACCAGAAAGCUGUAUUUGCAGUGAAGGUGGUGUCCAAGAUAAAGGUACUACAAAGGGACACCCUGAGGCAGUGCAAAGAGGAAGUUAGGAUUCAGAGACAGAUCAGCCACCCUUUUGUACACGGUUUGUGGGACAGCUGGCAGGGAAAACGGCACCUCUUCAUAAUGUGCAGCUACUACAGCAGAGAUCUGUACUCCCUCUGGUCCACGGCUGGCUGCUUUGCUGAGGCUUCCCUCUCUCUCUGUGCUGCUGAGCUGGUCUUGGUGCUGUGUUAUCUUCAUGACUUGGGCAUCAUCCAUCGAGAUGUGAAGAUGGAGAAUAUCCUUCUGGAUGAACGAGGACAUCUGAAACUGACAGACUUUGGUCUGUCCCGCCACCUGCCCCAGGGAGCCCAAGCAUAUACUAUCUGUGGCACUCUGCAAUACAUGGCCCCAGAGGUCCUGAGUGGAGGGCCUUACAACCAUUCUGCUGAUUGGUGGUCCCUGGGUAUCUUGCUUUUCUCUCUGGCAACUGGAAAGUUCCCAGUGACUGCAGAGAGAGAUCAUCUGGUCAUGUUGGCAAGUGUGACUCACUGUGACUAUGAGAUCCCUGCCUUUCUUAACCAAGGGCUCACACUCCUCCUCCAUGAGCUCUUAUGUCAGAACCCCUUCCACCGUCCACGCUAUCUGCAUCAUUUCCAGGUCCACCCUUUCUUUCGGGGUGUGACCUUUGACCCAGAGCUCCUACAGAAGCAUCCAAUGAACUUUGUCACAGAGCCACAAACUACCCAGCCCAGUCCACUGGAGUCCAUGCCCUUCAAGGACUUUGACUGUGACCUGGAAUCCUUCCUGGUUCACCCCAGCUUAAGCUGGGGCACAGCUGGGAACCUGAGGAUCUCCUCUACUGCCAACUCAGUGUAA